This is a messenger RNA of Harpegnathos saltator (Jerdon's jumping ant), 1126 nucleotides long. RefSeq lists its product as uncharacterized. The record is from RefSeq and is a predicted model, not a curated record. Bases 289 to 819 code for a protein of 176 amino acids. NCBI's taxonomy places the organism in Eukaryota, Metazoa, Arthropoda, Insecta, Hymenoptera, Formicidae. The transcript is spliced from 4 exons.
CAAAAGGUUCAGUAGUCGCGGGACCACCACCCCGUCAAAAGCGGUUUCACUGAGCGUGCUUUACAGGCUUUACGGUGCUCUCAUUUUCUCCCACCCCUUCUCUUCGCUCUUGCUUCGCUUCUCUCUAGUUUCCUCGUCAGCUCUCGCGCUCGCGUUCGCGCUUUUCCUUCGCCGCUUUCUACCCUCGAUCAUUUUCCAAGUGUAGCGGCUGUAGUGAAGCGCGUCGAGGCGCCAAGAGCCUCCAUAUUCUCUCACGUUCCGGAGGGAUUUCCAGCUAAUAAGGGCAGGAUGAUUACGGCGUUGCCGGUGCCCACGGUGAAGGUCUUCCACAAAACGUACUACCAGGAGAAGAACUCGAGAGCGGGUAACAGCCAGCCUGGCAGCCCACUGGCGGAGAGCGAAGCGGUGCUGGCCAUGAUCGACAAAGAACCACCAGAGUACUACUUUUGCGGCAAGGUCAACUCGCUGUAUGUCGUCGUCGGCUCGCUGCUGCUGGGUGCGGUGGUGCUGGUGGUCGGCCUGGUGCAGCUCGCGCCGGGUGCCGAGGCCGCUCAAAAUUCCGCGGCCUUGAUCGCCACUGGCAGCGGCCUCCUGGUGAUCGGUGUGUUCCUCGCGCCUAUGAGGGCCGUCUGCAUCAGAAGACAGAGCGCCUCGCAGAAGGAUGGCACUCAUCAGCGCAGCGUCACCAGCAUAGACAUGCUUUUGGCACAGCACAGGGACUUUACGGUCCUGACGCCGGACGAGCUCGAGGACCUGGUGGGCCGACCGACGUCCAACUUGGAAAACAAGCAGCCUCACAAGCAGGGUCACAAUACCUAGGUAUCGUCUGCCUCGAAGAAGGUGCUGCCUUCGUCGCCGCCAUGCUCGAGUACGCCAUCACCAUUGCCCAACACAUCGCCAGGACCAAGUUCCUCCAUUCUGUACACGCAUCGCUACGAUUCGCGCGAGCAUAGUUUGGUUUAAUCGAUGUGCACUCGUCAUUUUCGCGAAUGGCAAUGGCAUUCGACGCACUUUGUAAAACGACGCACCGCAACCGGAGACGCGACGGAGACGAGAGCCGGGCGUGAUUGUUAGUCGGAAGAGAGGAAGAAAGAGAGAGAGAGAGAGAGAGAGAGAGAGAGAGAGA